This is a messenger RNA of Trichoderma breve, 531 nucleotides long. Its product is annotated as ubiquitin-conjugating enzyme domain-containing protein. Lineage: Eukaryota; Fungi; Ascomycota; Sordariomycetes; Hypocreales; Hypocreaceae. The coding region runs from base 1 to 531 and encodes 176 amino acids. Gene Ontology annotation, cellular component: endoplasmic reticulum; cytosol. The record is from RefSeq and is a predicted model, not a curated record. The transcript is spliced from 2 exons.
AUGGCUUCAGCUGGUGCCGCCGCCGCCUCGCUGCUGAGGCGGCAGCUCAAGGAAAUGCAGACGGGCAAGGACCUUCCAGGCAUCUCAUGCGGCCUCGUUAACGACAACAACAUGUUUGAGUGGGAAGUCAUGCUCAUGAUCAACGACGACUGCAAAUACUACGGCGGAGGCAACUUUCGUGCUCGACUCGCCUUUCCCGAAAACUACCCUCACAUGCCGCCCUCGCUCACGUUCCAAGACCCGAUCCCUUUCCACCCCAACAUUUACGAGAAUGGGAAGCUGUGCAUUUCCAUCUUGCAUCCUCCCGAGGAGGACCAGUACGGCUACGAGUCUGCGUCUGAGCGGUGGAGUCCCGUGCAGACGCCCGAGACGAUCCUGCUCAGCAUAAUUAGCUUGUUCUACAGCCCGAACGAGGAGAGCCCUGCGAACGUCGAGGCGGCGAGGAUGCUGCGUGAGGAGAAGGAGGGCAAGCACAAGGACUAUCGGAGACGGUGUCGGAAGUGCGUGAGGGAGAGUCUGGGCGAGGACUAG